UCUUCGCCGGGGCUUUUACGCUGCAAGCUUGGGGAAGGCUCGGCGGUGGAGACGGCCGAGAUGUAGGGUCUUUACCCAUCUAGGCUGCGGUGAACUGCUUGCUGUAGGAGGAGCACAGCGCCUUGUCCGGGACAAGCAGGCCGGCAGCGCUUUGCUCCCUCAGAUGUCGUCACCUAACUCUGCUUCCAGCAGCCUUUGAAACCACCAGUCAACUUCCUCAUCUUCUGCUCCAUGGGGCAGCUGCUCAAGAUGAAGAGCGGAGCGGGGCUCAGGCUGAGCUGCCUUAUCCCGUGGGUCUGAGCGCCCACCCCCGCCGCCGCCGCGGCCCCUUGUGCUUCGGCAAUGAGCGCUCGGUGACUUCGACUCGUGGACCCGGGACUUCGGGAGGCAAUGCUGGUUCGGCUUUGAGUGCCUUGGGGACAGCGAGUAAACCCUAAAAUGGAGGACUUUUCUACCAGGACCUACGGCACCAGUGGCCUGGACAACAGACCUCUGUUCGGAGAGACGUCGGCCAAGGAUCGAAUCAUCAAUUUAGUUGUCGGCAGCUUAACAUCCUUAUUGAUUCUAGUAACGCUGAUCAGUGCUUUUGUUUUCCCUCAACUACCUCCAAAACCACUGAAUAUAUUUUUUGCGGUCUGCAUCUCUUUGAGUAGUAUUACUGCCUGCAUACUUAUUUACUGGUAUCGACAAGGAGACUUAGAACCGAAAUUUAGAAACCUAAUUUACUAUAUCUUAUUUUCUAUCAUCAUGUUAUGUAUAUGUGCAAAUUUGUAUUUCCAUGAUGUGGGAAAGUGAGGCUGCCAAGGAGAAAUACUUACCAGGUCUCUUCAGAGCUCUAUAUUUGGACUUGACUAAGAGCUGGAUAAGGUAUGCUGAAGAAUCUCUUGCAGAAGCCUGACACAUGAUUUUCAUGUUAACUGUAAAUCUAAAUCCCCUCUUGCAGGGGAAACAUAUCCUAGAUCAACUUGCUUUUUCUUUAAGGAGCUGGUGUUGCAUUUAAACAUUCCCCCUUAAAGCUCGAAUGGCACAAGUCAUUUUCACUUUUGAAAUUAAAACUUUUUAUAAUGUAAUUGCAUGGCGAAAGGCUAUGUAACAAACAAUCUUGCAUUUUAAGACAAAUAUUAUUUUAUUUCUGUUAAAUUGAAUAUACAAUUAUUGUUCCCUAGGCAACCACUUUUGCUUAUAACUACAAUUUAAUUUCACAUUAACAAAACACAGACGGUGAAAAGACAACUUUGAUUGUGUAGAUCUAAUUACAAUAAUAAAUAAAAUAAUUUAUACAA
Molecule: messenger RNA, 1283 nt
Organism: Phacochoerus africanus (Common warthog)
Lineage: Eukaryota; Metazoa; Chordata; Mammalia; Artiodactyla; Suidae
Gene: TMEM243
Product: transmembrane protein 243
Exons: 6
Coding region: 439-795 (118 amino acids)
Source: RefSeq, a predicted model, not a curated record